Messenger RNA from Hippoglossus stenolepis (Pacific halibut), 8640 nucleotides. Its product is annotated as polycystic kidney disease 1 like 1. The transcript is spliced from 53 exons. Gene Ontology annotation, biological process: detection of mechanical stimulus; kidney development. The record is from RefSeq and is a predicted model, not a curated record. Gene Ontology annotation, cellular component: membrane. NCBI's taxonomy places the organism in Eukaryota, Metazoa, Chordata, Actinopteri, Pleuronectiformes, Pleuronectidae. The coding region runs from base 1 to 8640 and encodes 2879 amino acids. Gene Ontology annotation, molecular function: protein binding; calcium channel activity.
AUGUAUACACGUCACGUUAAUGUGUCGUCUCCUGCAGACAGAGUUCAGACUGGGAGAACCUUUGUUGUGGAGGUUUCUGGAAACUUGGCUGGACGUCCCGACCAGCCCACAGGGAUUCCUAGUCUGGCAGGACCGGACCUCUCCUUGGUCUCUGUGGAGUUCCUGGACAUGACUGCUAAAGGUCAAAGUUCACAUCAUGUCAGCGUAUUGGAUGAUGGCUCCUUUUCUGUGUCAACACACUGGAUUUUAGAAACUCCAGGAAAAUAUGAAAUCAAUGUCAGAGUGUCCAACCUCCUCUCCACGCUCUCCUCCACUCUCCAGCUCUUCGUCUUGCAGCCCUCUCCACAGAUCUCUCUGCUCCACGGGCCCCUGGGCGUCCCCUCCUGCGUUCACCCUCAACAGCCCACCUCGCACAGUGUGACCACACAGGCAGCCCAUGUGGGCGACCCUGUCACACUGCAGGCAAACGCAGUCGUGCUUCCUGCUGUUUCUGACCUUAAAGUGAAGGUUUCGACGAAUCAUCUGAGAGCUGGAGCGAGCGUCUCUCUGGAUGUGGAGCUGUUCACGACCAUGAAGCACCUACUUGUCCUCGACCUCACGCUCACUGCCGAGUACGAGCGCAGCCACGAGAGCGACGUCGACCUCAGCAGCGAAGGACAUGCAAGCAAAAUUACCGACUGGAAAAACAGCACUGAUCGAGACUUGCUGCUCUCCACUGCGCUGCCUCAGGCCUUCAAGGUGUAUGAGCAAAUCUGUGCCCUGAGGCCUUCUGGGAGCUGGAUGUCAGCCGUUCAAACGCACUUAGAGUUCAGCCUGGAGGUCGUCAGCCAAGGGCGUUAUAAUGUCACAGUUGAGGCUUUUAACCCAGUCAGCCGGGCCUCAUUCCAAACACACAUCCUGGUUCAGGAUCCCGUGGGAGAGCUGGAGUUGAGCGUUCCACGUGCGAUCAGAACAAAUCAGAAACACGUGGUUUUAUUUAGCGUCGCAGCAGGAUCAAACGUGACCGUCUCUCUGCUGGUCAACGCAACAUUACUAUACAGAAACAGCAGCUACGCCACAGGAGAGGAGGCGGCGGCGGUUCUGCUUUUUCACCACGCCGGGACGUUUCCGUUUGAGCUCAGAGCCACGAAUCAAGUGUCUUCUCAAAACAAGAGCGUCAGAGUGUGUGUUGAGGAAAACAGGAAGUCGUCGCCACAAGUUACAGUUGAUGCAAACUGGGAACCACACACCAGUCAAAUUCCCAGCCUAGGUGACAAUGUGCGGAUCUAUGCAGAAAAGCCAGCUUAUCCCACGAACACAGACAUAACCUUCGUGGCUGUGGCUGAUGCACCAGAGCCUGUGGAGUUCAUGUGGCACUUUGGAGACUCUGUAUCAGUCAGAACUACCUCAAGAGCCGUCACAAAAAGAUACAACAAACCCGGCAGGUUUGAUGUAUUUGUGCUGAUGUCUGCUGGUCAGGCGUCCGUCACCUCUGACCUGCUCCCUCUGGUGGUCCAGAGAGCGGUGAAGCUCAACAGGCUCGUGCACCAGGCCUCGGUGCUGCAGAAUCAGACGGUAACGCUGAGCUGCCGGGUCAACGUGGGCACCGACCUCACCUUCCACUGGAGCUUCGGGGACGGUUCAUCCAGGCUGGGACAGAGCACGGAGCAGCACGUGUUCCACAGAACAGGGGAGUUCAGAGUCGAGGUGACCGCCUCUAACCUGGUCAGCUCCUCCUCUCUGAGCAGUCACAUCUUUGUUGUGGACCGACCUUGUCAGCCUCCACCGGUCAAAAACAUGGGUCCUCCCAAACUACAGGUGCGUAGGUAUGAAGUUAUCCGUCUGGGGGUGACCUACGAGACUGAAAUUGACUGCGACACAUCAGGAGGCCUUCAGUACACUUGGACUCUGUUGGACUCUGCAGGCCGGAUCCUCCGUCUGCCUCGCACAGACACACACAGACAGAGUCUCACACUGCAGAGCCACCUCCUGCAGUACGACACCUACAGCGCCACAGCCAGGGUCCAGGUCGUCGGUAGUGUGGUGUAUAGUAACUACAGUGUGAGAGUUCAGGUGAUGCCGAGCCCUCCUGUGGUUUUUAUCCAGGGUGGCACCAACGUCUUCAUUAACAGCGGGAACGCCACCGUACUAACCCUGGACGGGCAGAGAUCUUACGACCCCGACUUCCCCAUGAACCUGCUCAGCUACAGCUGGAUGUGUAAACCUCUCAGCUCCAUCAGCACCUCCUGUUUCAACCAACACAUUUCCACCUCCUCGCCUGUGCUCACUGUUCCUGCUGGUUUCUUAAAACGUGACUUCGACCAGUUCCAGUUCACACUCACCGUACGCAGCGGGGAGCGCUCAGCUUCCGCAGAGACCUUCCUCACAGUCAAACCAAAUCUGAUUGGGAAGUUGUCUGUUUCCUGCCCUCGUUGCCAGGGCGACCAGGUGAACUGGGAUCAGUCGUUCUCUGUCGACACCUGGUGUGAAGACUGUGAUGUUUCCCUCGCUCACAUCCAAUACACCUGGAGUCUGUUCCUGGUCGACGCCUCCUCCAGACCUGUCAUAGAAGUGCCAUUUUGUUCCACAAUGGAUCUCGGUGCUCCUUCCACAAUCAUCGAGGAUCAGACUGCUGAGACGUCCACCCUGCGUCCGUCUGACACAUCACACGACGCCCGAACUGAUCUCAGGACCCGGAAAAUUGGAGCGAGAAGGCAAUAUCUUGGCCUGACUGACGGAGAGGAGCCCUUAUAUCAUUCCCCAGGAGAGUUUCCCCCUGCCGAGCAUCACCCCUCCACUGACUACCCGCCACUCACCCUUGACAGCAGCAGAGACCAAUAUUCAGAGCAGUUUGGCCAAAGCGACAUUAUCAGUGAAUUCCCAGUUCACUCCGACCCCUCUGCUGAGUGGGAGUUUUCUUUUCCGGUCCUGGAGGGUGGUGACAUGGGAGAUCAAGCUGAGUCUGUUACAGAGUCAGAUUACGACGUUCACUCCCCACAUGCAGAGGAAGGAGACCCUGGGAGCUCUGCAGGAAGACCCACAGGUGUGGAUGGCGAAACAUUCAGUCCAGGAGAAGACGCAGUAUUCGAUCCAGCAGAACAUGAAUCUGAGGGCAGUAAUCUGGUGGUUUCCAGACCCUCUGUCCUGAUCCAGGAGCCAACUUUACUUGAUUUGCCUCGAGACCCAGUGGACGGAGACAUUUUCGAGUCCUACACUUACACAGGAAUUUCCUCCUCUACGCUCAGGGUCAGACCCUUCAGUCUGAGGCCGGGGAGCAGAUACAUGUUGGAGGUCACAGCCAAAUGUCGGAACAGUUUUGUCGGCCGGACUCAGCUGUUCUUGAAAUCCAAGCCUGCUCCAGAGGGCGUGAAGUGCCAGGUGCAGCCGGUCAGAGGGACGGAGCUACACACACAUUUCAGCAUCUUCUGCACGUCAGGGAAAGAGGAUCUACUGUAUGAGUACAGCUUCAGUGUAGGAGGCAGACCCCGUAGGGUGCUGUACCAGGGGAGAGAUUUCCAAUACUACUUCAACCUUCCUGCAGGUGACGCCAGUGAUGACUAUAAAGCAACAAUUUAUACUGAAAUCCGAAGCAGCACAUAUGGGACGGCCACUAAACCCUGUCCUGUCAGCGUCCGAGUCCAGCCAAGCUUCCUCAGAGACACAUCCUCCCAUCAGGACCCUGACCUCGAGCUGUCAGCGGCAGGUCUGAGGAACCUGUCGGCUCUGCUGCAGCUUGGGAACAGUCAUGAGGUUCGUAACUACGUCAGUGUUCUAGCCACCGUCCUGAACAGACUCAGCCUGGACUCCGAGGCCAACGCACAUGCUCAGAGACUCAUCCGCAAUGUGCUCAUUUGCACAGUGUGUGAGCUCAAGAGCGGUACAGCGGAACAGGAGUCAAUGGUUGACAGCAUCUGCACUUUAAAAGACCUUUUACAAGUUUCAAAUCAGGUAUCUUUAGCAAGUGUCAGACACGUGACACUUCACAUUCAGACCAUCUCAGACCUGUUUUUGGAGUCCAGCGCUCCAGUCCAACAUCAUCUGGACCACGAGACCCUCGACACUCUGCUUGUCCUGCUGUCGUACAUCCUGCAGGCUGCUGUCACAGAUCAUGACGUCACACCCGAAACAGCCAACAAGGGCAAUAUCACACAGGUACUGGAGUCAGACUCUGUAAAUACCACUGCAACUCCCAGGAGGUGCAUACCAGCAUCAUCCAGGGACCCCAUCAAACAGGGAGGAUCAAUUUCAGCAGAGCAGAGGACACGGCUUGUUGAUGAUAUUCUGCAGACUGCCUCAGACCUGAUGCUGAAGUACAUUUUCUUGCACAAGGUCCAGGAGCACAGAGUCAGCACAGGCCUCAUCUCCUUAUACGCUGCAAACCAAAACCAAACAUCCACGGUCAUCAGCAGCGGCUCAGCCACCUUCUACCUGCCUCCUUCUCUGAUCCAGCUUUUGUUCAUUCAUGGCAGUGGAGCAGCAGAGAGCACGCAGCGGCAGCCAUGCGUGCUCAGCGUGUUGACCACGCUCACCCUCAACCCUUACACCUGCGCCUGCAGUCCCACACAGCUCACUGGACCAGUGGUUGACUUGAGUCUGUACAAGUGCAGCGGGAGGAGAAAGAUCACUGUCCGUUCCCUCAAUCAGCCAAUCGACAUCGAGCUGCAACAUCCACCAAGAAACAAGAGCUCCGUGCGUGAGUACGUCCUCCUCCGCAGCCAGGUCAAUUACCACAGCUUCAACAUUACCAGGGACCAUCUGCAGCAGGUCAUCCAGCUGAGCGUGGCGUUCACGCCGCCGCCCGACAGAGUGUUUCCCAUCAUGCUGCUCUUCAGGAUGUGUGAGAGGCCGACUCCCAGCAUGCACCACCUGCACAGGACUCAUCAGUGGGAGAGCAACAACAUACGUAUCACUCUGCCCUCGUCCUACCUCAACGCUGCAGGGGUCGGUCACCUGGCUCUGCUGAAUGCUCAUUUUGGGAAAGAGCGCAGACACAAGCAGCUGAGUGAAGAGAUCAGCUACAGUCUCACUGUGGUCAGCAGUCAAUGCUUGACCUGGGAUGGCCACCAGGGGGCCUGGACACAUCUGGGCUGCAGGACACAGCAAGAAGACACAACAGCUGCUGUCAACUGCAGCUGUCACCAGUUGAGGCCUCUGACUGUGGUGCAGCACCAGAUCCAGACCAGACAUGACACAGAUGAUCUGGACCCGUUCCUAAGUGUGUCCCGAGAUCACACUGUGCUGGUCGUCAUGGUGCUGUGUCUGUGCCUGUACAUCCCCGGGCUGGUGGCGUGUAAGAGAGCUGAUGACGUCUCAGAGAAGAAUGGAAGAGUCCAUUAUCUUUCUGACAACUCUCCAUUGGACCCACAUCUUUAUGCUGUAACCAUCCACACUGGUGUCUGCUCUGCAGCCAGUUUGAGCGCCAAGGUGUACAUAAAGCUGUACGGUGAAGAUGGGAUCCCACACACAAGAGAAUUACAAGUCCCAGGAUGCACUCUGUUCAGGAGAAACUCUCAGGACACAUUUAUACUGAGUGCAGCAGACAGCUUGGGCUCCGUGUGGAGGGUUCACAUCUGGCAUGACGGCUCUGGACCUUCCCCGAACUGGUACCUCAAACAUGUAGAGGUAUCUGAGGUGACCAGUGGGCAUGUAAAGGGAUGCGUGUGGCUCUUCGUGGGUCAGUGCUGGUUGGCCGUGAACAAAGGUGAUGGCCAGGUGGAGAGAGCGCUGUGUGUUUGCACCCACGGAAUAGGCUUUGCUAAGAUGUUGUGCUUUAAAUUAUCCGACUUCUUGGCCGACUUCCACAUCUGGAUGUCUGUGUACCGCUGCCCCUACCCUAACUUGUUCACCCACACUCAAAGACUCAGUGUGUGUCUGCUGCUGCUGUUGGGGUACGCAUGUGUCAACACACUCAUCAUAUCGCAAAUGGACGAUCAGUUACCGAUGGAGUUGGGUAUUCUUGACGUAUCCUCCGUCUCUGUGACAACAGGACUGUUGAGUGUGGUGGCAGUGUUGCCCGGAACAACAAUUAUAUCUUCUCUGUUUCGACUGCAUGAGGUCAAAGUGACAAGGUCGGGAGUCCAACAUGCAAAAGGCAGAAAGACUGAGAAUGAUGACUUUGAAGGUGAGGGAACAAACUUGCUCCCAGUGUCCACUGCGAUGCUGGAAAAUAAAGAACCUGCAAACCAACCAGAUGUGAGAGUAAGAAAGGACGAUGAUCCGGCAGUUGAGAGCAGUGCGGGACUAGCGAUUUGGAAUUUGUCGUUGAUUUCAAAGGGGGAAAAUGAUGAUCGAGCAACUCUGGGAAAAGAAAUUCAUCUUUCAAGUGAAAGUAGCAAGUUUUGUGGGACCCAGAAAGAUGUUUUGUCUGUAUGUAUGAGAGAGGAAGAUCAAGACAAGAAGAAGAAAGAAGAUACUCAAGGAAACCGUUUCCAUGUAAUGGGCAAACUGAACAGGAGAAAAGUUGGACGAGCGUCCCCGUGGUGUCAAUCUUUGGCCUGGACCCUCUGUCUGCUGCUGUCCCUCUCCUGCCUGGUGCUCUCUGCAGUGCUGGGAAUGAGAUUCAGCAGCAGCAAGGUUUUGCUUUGGAUCCACUCCCUAUUUUUCUCUCUGGUUUCUUGCAUCUUCUUCAUCCAGCCGGUCGCGAUACUCACUGUGGCAGUGAUCGUCUCCUGUUGGUACAGAAACAGAACAGACUUUCAUACUUUCUCCACAAUUAAAGAGUUUGAGAUUCAACAGUGCAGCCACAGUGCUGCUAAUCGACCAGAGGAGCAGUUCAGGCCUCCUGAUUUCCCUCAGGACACAAGCUCAUACCUCGACAAGCUGCUUGCUGCUCGUCAGCGAGCUCGCUACCUGCGUCUUGUGCGGCCGCCGGCUCCGGCAGAGCUGAGGAGAAGUCGUGGGAGGAGAAGAAGAGAGACUCUCAUCCAUGACACUCUCAGGGAUUUGUGCGUCUGUGUCUCCAUGAUCGCACUGAUGCUGUGUGUAACAUAUGGCAGCUCAUUCAGUCAUCAUUACCACCUCAAUAAAGCUGUCAGGAAACAGUUUAUACGGAAUGAUGAUAAUGACUUUAUGUCCAUAAAAACACAUGAGGACUGGUGGAAGUGGACAGAGACCCGUCUGCUCAAUCAGCUGUACAAGAAUGCAUCAACCAAAACUGAGCAGUCACACAUCUUGAUGGGAGAGCCAAUCCUGUGGAAGUCAGAGGCAUCGAGCUCGUUCCAGGAGCAGGUUCCCAGGGCGACUUUUGUACCAGGACGUCUUCGCUCAUUCUUCGCAAGGAGCGGAGCAUCCACUUACCCUCACUCCAUUGUCAUGGUUCCCACGGCAACGGCCCAGAAGACAUGCGGUCGCCUGGGCUGCUACUCGGGGCCGAGUACUACAAUUGGCUUAGGCCACACAAAGUCGGACGCCACAUCCAAACUGAAUCUCCUGCACUCAGGCGGCUGGUUGGGCAGACGGACGGUGGCCCUGAAGGUCCAAUUCACCUUGUACAGCCCCGCACCCAACUUGUUCACCAGUGUGACCCUGCUCACUGAGCAGAGCCCCACCAGUGUCCUGGUGCCCUCUUCUAACGUGCAGUCUGUCAGGGUGUACCACACUCCUGCUGUGUGGGACUAUGUUGUUAUGGUGUGCCAGACCAGUUUCUGUCACAAGCCUAAAGGUUUUUUCAUGUUUCCUCUUCCUCCUCUCCAGCUCAUCUUCCUCCUCCUGUCUCUACUGCAACUCUGUCUUCAAGUGUGCGCCGUGAGGCAGCAAGGGCUGAUGGGAUACUGGAGGAGACCCCACAAUUGGCUAGAACUCACUCUCCUGACAGUGACCCUCGUGUAUUAUGUUUAUUACAUCUAUCACUCCAUCAUCAUCCUGGAGGCUGUGGAGCUGCUGCAGAGACACAGAGGACAUGUUGAUGUCAGCGUCCUGGCUUCAUGGGAACAAGACGUUCGUGCUCUGCGUGGCGUUACACUUUUCCUUCUCACCUUGAAGUGUGUGACUGUGCUGAGCAGGAACAGGACCUUGGCUUCCUCUGCUGCACUGCUCACUCGCUCCCUCUCCAGCCUCCUCUGGCCAACGCUUUCAGGUCUGAUCCUGUUGGUGGCGCUGUCCUGUGCUGGGAAUCUUCUGUUUGCACAAAGCUCCUGGGCUUUCAGCUCCAUUCCUCGCUCCCUUCAGACUCUGCUCUGUCACUUCUGGGGUCUCAGACCCACCAGGAGCCUCCAUCGCCUUCUCUCUGGACGAGACCUCCUGUACAGUGGAGCUCUCUAUCUGUCUUCCACUGUGGUGUGGACAGCAGGGGUUCUCGGUUUGGUGUCCACCGUGGUCAGAGUUGCCAAAAGAUCUCAGAGCAGGUGGGACAUCUUCACCGCGGCAGAUUUAGCCCGCUACAUCAGACGGAGGAUUUCUGAGGUCACUGGGCAGCGUGAACUCAAAUGGAUUGAUGACCACGUGGAGAGCAGAACUUACUACCUUGAAGAGUUUGAGAGCCUGGUGGACGAGCUGCUGUUCAGACUCAACGCUCUCUCCAGCUGCCUGCACCACACGCAGCCCCCGAAACUCCAUCACGACGUGUUGGAGCAGAGUCCUGUCACCUCACCCCUACAGGAACCCUCCAACACGGACACACAGGACUUUGUGAGAAGACUCGUGGCACAACAAACAAUCAGGUAG